Molecule: messenger RNA, 1437 nt
Organism: Penicillium odoratum
Lineage: Eukaryota; Fungi; Ascomycota; Eurotiomycetes; Eurotiales; Aspergillaceae
Product: indoleamine 2,3-dioxygenase
Exons: 2
Coding region: 1-1437 (478 amino acids)
Biological process (GO): 'de novo' NAD+ biosynthetic process from L-tryptophan
Cellular component (GO): cytoplasm
Molecular function (GO): indoleamine 2,3-dioxygenase activity; metal ion binding; heme binding
Source: RefSeq, a predicted model, not a curated record
AUGUUGCCUCCUGUACCCUCGCCGCUAGACUACGGCAUCUCCCUCGAAAAUGGUUUCCUGUCACCGGAGCCACCGCUGGAAGUUCUGCCAGAUCCAUACUACGCAAAGUGGGAGGCGAUUGCUGCAAACUUGCAACCUCUACUCUUGAGUAAAAGAAUCCGGGGUAUUGUGGACCGGUUGCCCGUGCUUUCGACUGCGUACCUGCGUGCAGAUGACGAGUGGCGUCGGGCAUAUGUGGUCCUGGUAUUCAUGUUACACGGCUACGUAUGGGGUGGUGACCGUCCCGCCGAGAGAAUACCUCCACAGUUGACCGUGCCCCUUUUCGAAGUCUGUGAACGACUUGAAGUCCCCCCAGUAGCGACAUACGCCGGCGUGUGCCUCUGGAACUACAAACCUAUCUUCCCGGAGGAACCCGCGGAUGACUUGGACAAUCUUGCUUGUCUCCAGACCUUUACCGGGUCCCUAGAUGAGCAAUGGUUCUACCUCGUCUCAGUAGCCAUCGAGGCGCGAGGUGCCCCCGCAAUCCCCCUUAUGCUCGAGGCCAUCGCCGCAGCCCGAGUCGGCAAAGCCCGUGUAGUAACCGACUGCCUCCAACGACUAGCAGAGAUGAUAGACCAGAUUAACUCUCUCUUACACCGUAUGUACGACAACUGCGACCCAUAUAUCUUCUACAACCGCAUCCGCCCCUACCUCGCUGGAAGCAAGAACAUGGCCGACGCCGGCCUACCGAACGGUCUUCUAUACGAUGAUGGCCAGAACGAACCUCAGUACAGACAAUACGGCGGCGGCAGUAACGCCCAGAGCUCCCUAAUCCAAUUCUUCGAUAUCGUGCUCGGAAUAGAACACCGCCCGACAGGCGUCGCUCGCAAGGAACAAAGGACAGAGGCAGCAGAAGACAGCCCUAAGUCUCGAAACGGGUUCAUCCAUGAGAUGCGCGCCUAUAUGCCUGGCCCUCACCGCCGGUUCCUGGAACAUGUCGAUUCGAUCGCUAAUAUCCGUUCUUUCGUUGAAGCUCGACACAGUGAUCCUGCCCUCCGGCUUGCAUACGAUGCCUGUCUUGGCAUGUUGCGUGCUAUGCGCGACAAGCAUAUCCAGAUCGUCUCGCGAUAUGUCAUCUUGCAGGCGCGCGGAGCUCGUCGGGAGACACAGGCAGCCAAGGCCAAUCAGCCUGCGCCGCAGAAUCUGGCGACAGCUGCCCCGGCCGAUAGCAAGAAGCUACGAGGAACGGGUGGUACGGCACUGAUUCCGUUUCUGAAGCAGGCACGUGAUGAGACGGGCGAGCCGGCCAUUGACGCCUGGGCACGACGACUUCUCAAUACAGAAGGCUCGGCGCCGCUGAGUAAAGUCGGCGAGCACCCUGAUGGGCACCUGGAGGUCGUUGGUCUCUGCGGGACAUGGACAGCCGAUGACAGUGAAGGAGGUAUCUGCCACUGGUGA